Charadrius vociferus (killdeer) is the source of this 2824-nucleotide messenger RNA. It is a transcript of the gene AXIN2, whose product is annotated as axin 2. NCBI's taxonomy places the organism in Eukaryota, Metazoa, Chordata, Aves, Charadriiformes, Charadriidae. The coding region runs from base 1 to 2790 and encodes 929 amino acids. The record is from RefSeq and is a predicted model, not a curated record. Gene Ontology annotation, biological process: negative regulation of canonical Wnt signaling pathway. The transcript is spliced from 11 exons.
AUGCCUGGGUGCAGCGAGGCACGGGGCUCGGCGGUGGCGGUGCCCGCGACGGUCCCUGCCCAGGGGCUCGAGGAGGGGGGGGACCGCUACACGGGGUCUCCCGCUUACUUGGGGGUUGAUGCCAAAGUCUUUGCUCAGGGAUAUGGCAGAGAGAAUCCAUGUGGGGCCUCGAGAAGGACUUGCAAUCUAGGAAUUAAUAAUGACGAUAAUGAUGACAACGAAGCAGAGCUUGACUGCAAAAGCUCGCCUUGCUCCGGCGUUGCCCCCCACCCCGGGGCGAGCUCCCUGCCCGCUCACCGAGCCGGGCCGCCUUUGCUGGGCUCCAGUAAGAGGGAACUGGAGCUGCUGGGCCGAGGUGGGCGAUGCCGAGUCCCGGACCCCAGCAGCAGCUUCAGGGAAGACGCCCCCCCCCCCCCCGUCCCGGGGGAAGAAGGAGAAGCCCCCUGCCCGCCGCCGCUCGCCAACUCGUUUCUCCCCAGAAGCCAAAGCUUCAAGGCCGUGCCGGUGCCGCCCGCCCCGCGGAGGAAUGAGAACGGACUCGGGGAGCCGGAGGGCAGCGCAUCCCCAGACUCCCCUCUGGCCCGAUGGACCAAAUCCUUGCAUUCCUUGUUGGGAGAUCAAGAUGGUGCCUAUCUUUUUCGGACCUUCCUGGAAAGGGAAAAAUGUGUGGAUACCUUAGACUUCUGGUUUGCCUGCAAUGGCUUCAGGCAGAUGGACCUUAAGGAUACCAAAACUUUAAGAGUAGCCAAAGCUAUAUACAAAAGGUACAUCGAGAACAACAGCAUCGUCUCCAAGCAGCUCAAGCCUGCUACCAAGACCUACAUAAGGGAUAGCAUCAAGAAGCAGCAGAUAGAUUCGAUCAUGUUUGAUCAGGCGCAGACUGAGAUUCAGACUGUGAUGGAGGAAAAUGCUUACCAGAUGUUUUUAACUUCUGAUAUAUACCUCGAAUAUGUAAGGAGUGGAGGAGAGAAUCCUGCUUACAUGAACAGCAACGGACUGGGGAGCUUAAAAGUUGUCUGUGGCUAUCUCCCGACCUUGAAUGAAGAAGAGGAAUGGAGCUGUGCGGACUUUAAAAACAAAAUCUUGCCUUCGGUAGUUGGACUAUCCAGCAAGACGUUGAGGGUUACGGCAAACGUCAGAGCUACGGAAACGAUCGAGAACGGAUACAGGUCCUUCAAGAGGAAUGAUCCCGUUAACCCAUACCAUGUGAAUUCUGGCUAUGUUUUCGCCCCAGCAACCAGCGCGAACGAUAGUGAAAUAUCUAGUGAUGCCCUGACGGACGACUCCAUGUCGAUGACAGACAGCAGCGUAGAUGGGAUCCCCCCGUACAGAAUUGGGAGCAAGAAGCAGCUCCAGCGGGAAAUGCAUCGGAGCGUCAAGGCCAACGGUCAAGUUUCUCUACCUCAUUUUCCGAGGACCCACCGUCUUCCCAAGGAGAUGACCCCGGUGGAGCCGGCUGCCUUUGCCGCGGAGCUCAUUUCCCGGUUGGAGAAGCUGAAGCAGGAGCAGGAAACCAUGGACAGUCUGGAGGAGAGGCUGCAGCAAAUCAAGGAGGUAGGAGGAUUAACCCUGCCGGGGCCGGGCAGAGCUCGCUGCUUGCCGCCUGGCUGGGGGGGUGGUGGGAAGGGGCCGUAUCCUGCCCAUGGGGAGGAACGCGUUUCGAUCGCACUGCGGUUUGCGAGCCCGUGGAGGGGGGGGGUGGGAUGUCCUCGCCAGCUCCCCGUCCUCUUGCCGGGCAAGCUGCAGCCCGGCGUGGCCUCGCCGGCCACGUGCACUGUGGUGGGUAAGGGAUUCAUCACCAAGCAGACCACCAAGCACGUCCACCACCACUACAUCCACCACCACACCGUGCCCAAGACGAAGGAGCAGAUCGAAGCGGAGGCGGCUCAGCGGGUGCAGUGCUGCUGCCCGGCGGGCGGCGACUACUACUGCUACCCCAAGUGCAAGGGCCACCCGAAAAGCACGGACCCCCCUCUUCCUCCGCUGGAGCCCUUCGGCAGGACGGGGACGCUGCCGAAGAGGCCGGGCAGAGGAGCGGAGAGCGUCGCCCUGCCGGCCGGGGACGGGGGGCUGCCCGGCCCCAGUGGGGUGCAGCUACCGGGGGGCGAGGCGGACCGGGCGCAGAACGUCUGGCAGUGGAUGCUGGAGAGCGAGAGACAAAAUAAGCACAAGCCCCAUAGCACACAAAGCACAAAGAAGGCCUACAGCUCCGACUUCGCCAAGGGGGCCCCCGGCCGCCACCACCCGUGGGGGACCGGCAGCCACCCGCGCGGGGCGCAGCCCGCCCACCCCUUCGUCCAGGACCCCGCCAUGCCCCCGCUCACCCCACCCAACACCCUGGCGCAGCUGGAGGAAGCGUGCCGCCGGCUCGCUGAGGUCUCCAAACCGCAGAAGACACGAUGUUCAACCUCAAAUCAGCAGAGGGAUCGAAACCACUCCGCUGCCGUUCAGGGGGGAAACUCCCCUUUCUGCAAUGCAAGUCUAACGACAGAAGAUCACAAAGAGCCAAAGAAACUGCCAGUUGUUCACACCUCUCAGUCGAGCGAGUUGGUUGUCACCUAUUUUUUUUGCGGCGAAGAAAUUCCCUACAGGAGGAUGUUAAAGGCCCAGAGCCUGACACUUGGGCACUUUAAAGAACAGCUGAGCAAAAAGGGAAAUUACAGAUACUACUUCAAAAAAGCAAGCGACGAGUUUGACUGCGGUGCGGUGUUUGAAGAGAUUUGGGAAGAUGAAACCAUCCUGCCUAUGUACGAAGGAAGGAUUCUUGGGAAAGUAGAAAGGAUCGAUUGAUGGCAUCUGUGCUUCUUAAGAAAAGUUAAGCUAG